Bemisia tabaci is the source of this 3238-nucleotide messenger RNA. Its product is annotated as enoyl-CoA delta isomerase 1, mitochondrial. Gene Ontology annotation, biological process: fatty acid beta-oxidation. Gene Ontology annotation, cellular component: mitochondrion. NCBI's taxonomy places the organism in Eukaryota, Metazoa, Arthropoda, Insecta, Hemiptera, Aleyrodidae. The record is from RefSeq and is a predicted model, not a curated record.
AUCACGUAAACACAACGUAGGGUGGCAAAGUGCUGUUGAAAUCUUUCCAGUGGCAGAAUUAAGAUUUCUCUAAUUUUCCUUGCUUUUUCACCGCUGUAAGACAGUGCACGUUUAUUGAAAUAGACAAUUGUAGUCUCAUAAAAUCGUCUAAUUACAUUUUUCUAUCAUAUUUUGCAAAGACUUCCAUGAAUUGUGUAAGCUGAGAGUGACAUCUGACCUCUGAACUCCACUUUGCUCUACUGAAGGUUGAAAUUUUGAAUCUCUUUCACUUCUCCAAAUUUAUCUCUUUCAAACUUAUUAAAUACCUACGAUUUUGUUCCUCUUAAGCACUAUCUUAAAUUUUUACAAGGCUGCUGAAAUUGUGUUUCUUCGCACAUCUGUUUAUCUUGCGCUCAAGAAUCAUGACGACUGUCCUGCAACAUGUUGUCAGAAGGAGUAUCCUCAGGCCUUUUGCCAAAUCUUUCUCCAGUGGAAGUUCCCUUGUUGAUGUCCAAGUCAAUGACAAGACAGGAGUUGCUAUCGUCAAAAUGGGUAGAGCCCCAGUCAAUGGAUUGAACACUGAGCUCCUUGGUGCCCUCAAUGACACUUUUGAUAGUUUGGAAAAAAACAAAGCCACAGGAAUGAUACUAAGUUCUAGUAUCCCAAACAUUUAUAGCGCUGGGUUGGACAUAUCAGAAAUGUACAAUGGCACACCUGAAAAUUUAACUAAGUUUUGGAACACCCUCCAAUCAAUGUGGAUCAAUCUUUACAGCACGCCUUUACCAACCGUUGCAUUAAUCAAUGGAAAUGCGCCAGCUGGUGGUUGCUUGCUUGCAAUGAGUUGUGAAUAUCGUGUCAUGGUUGGCAGCAAGUUUGUCAUAGGACUGAAUGAAACUCAGCUAGGUCUUUUCGCUCCUAAAUGGUUUCAAGACACAAUGGUAAGCAUCAUUGGACCCCGUCAGACUGAACUCGCCUUGACCUCUGGCAAGCUAUUUUCUGCACAAGAAGCUCUCAAAAUUGGGUUGAUUGAUGAGCUAGUCGCCUCAGAGGAGGAAGCUCUUGCAAGCUCAGACAAAUUUUUUGGACUGUUUAAGAGAAUACCUGGUUAUGCCAGAGGCCAAACGAAAAACUUUGUUCGUGCUGAAGUCCUUGAUUGGUUAUUGAAAAACCGUGAACAUGAUACCAAAGUCUUUCUCAACAGCAUACAAUUGCCGCAUGUACAGAAAGGCCUUGGUCUUUACCUCCAGUCUCUCAAGAAAAAAUAAUUUUUAAAAAAAAAGAGAAAGAAGAUUUUCACAAUUGUUUAUAGUCUCUUUCCUUUGACCACCAUUAUGUGCCUUGGAUGCUCUUUUGCAAGUGAACACAUUUUUUUUUUCUUUUUCCGACUUGUGGGUAUUUUUGUUGGAAGAAAAUUAAGGCAUAAUGUAUGUGGCAGGGUCCUGAAACUUUGAAAAUUUCUCAAAUAUAUAAAGUUAAAAUUUCUUUCUCAUUUUCCAAUCCCCGAAUAUAUUUUAAUUUUUUUAAAAAAGCCUUUAAAAAUUUGAUUAGUUUCAAAUGCCUUCAAAGAGUCUUAAUUUCGUUUAAUCUGGUUUUCUAAUUAUAACUUUUGUAAUUGUUCUUUUUUCUCCUUGGUCACGGAGUCUAUCGAAAUGUCCAAUACUACAGGAUAGUCCUUUCAUUCUACAUUUGCUUAUUUUUGUGUAAAUGAUAGAGAAUCAAAGUAAAAGAGGAGAGAACUUCCAAUAAAUUCCAUUGCCAUUCUUUGAUCCCUCCAACUUUUUUUUGUGCAUCCUUGAAUUGCUUGGAUAGUUCUUGAUUUUGCUUAUUGCACCUCUUUUAAAAGCCCUUGAUUUUAGGUUUUAAAUGCUGUUGUGAACUGUGUGUGUGUGUUUUAAGCAAGAUAGAAAAAUACUCCAACUGAAAAUCAGAAUUUCACCUUUUUUCCAUCUACAUGUAAAUCCUCUGUUUUUUUCUCUCUUUUCUUCUUCUUCUUCUUCUUAAUGCAGUUCAGCUCUCUCCUCAAAUUAAUGAAAGGUGCAGUCAGGAUUUUAAUUGAACUUGUAGCUCAUCUUUUUGACAGUAUUUUGCCGUAACGAAUAAUUAUUUUUGGCUCUUUUCAGAAACAACAUGUCAUUACUUUCCCAUUACAGAUAUCGACGGUGUAAGUCGGCAAUCACAUGACUCGUUUGCGGUGUCUGAAAAUCUCCGCCUCUUUGUUAUUUUUUUAUAGGAGAACAGAUUGAAUUCAUUCCUUGAAGUUUUUGCAGAAUUAUCUGUGCACAGAGAAUAAAACUCACGGCAACUUUAAAGAUUUGUCGUUGAAUAGUUUUCCGUUUAAAAAAUAAAGUAUGACAAGAAGUCUGCGACGUCGCAAACUGAGUUAUGUGAUUGCCGACUUACACCGUCGAUAUGUGGUUUUGUGCUUAAAGAAUGUUUAUAUUACUUAAACUCAGUCAUUAGCAUUCAGAAUUUAAAAAAGAAAAACAUUUACCAGGUAUGACUGAAAUCAAAGGCUGAUAGAAUACUCAGAAAAAUCAUUGAAUUUGUUACAAAAAAAGAAACAGUUUGAAGUAAUAUGUAUCUACAAAGGAUUUUAUUCUUUGAAAUCUAAUGAAAGCCAUUUAUUUCUUAUUGGUGUGUGUAGAAUGUAAUCUUACCCUUUAUUUCUUGAGGAGAGCUCCCCUCCAUUUACUGGAUUUUUUUAUUCUUGUUGACGAAACCACAAGAAAGUUCUAAGACUGAUUUUGUAAAAUGCAUUUUGUUAGUAAAAGUUAUUAUGUUAUUUUUAGAUGGUUUGAGUUGUCUCUUUCUAUUGGGUGUUUUUUUUUUUUUUUUAAUUUUUAGAAUAAGUUGAAUUUCAUAUCAUUGAAUUGGUUUUACACUGUCUGCAAAGUUCUUAUACAGCCAAUAGCUAUACGUAACUAACAUUUAAUCUCUACAAAGAUCUAAAUAGCAGCAUUUUCAAUUUGUUAUCAGUAAAUGUUGAAGUCAUUGGAUACGGAUUUAGGCUGAAUGUAUUAAGUCAGGUCUGUUUUAAUUUUAACCCUUGUUUUCCACGAGACAAGGACUGUGUCUAAUUUAAUCUGCCUACUAUCAGAUCUAACUAAUGUUCUUGCAUAGCUUUCCUAGCAUUGAGCUAGGUCUUUAUUAAACUGCCAAAGAUUGUGAAACUCAAUUUAAAGUGAAUGUAUUAACUGCUUUUGGAGAGGUGGAAGUGCCAAUCGAAAAAUAGAUAAAUAAAAUUAUGUUAUUUUUGUAA